Messenger RNA from Stylophora pistillata, 948 nucleotides. RefSeq lists its product as uncharacterized. The record is from RefSeq and is a predicted model, not a curated record. NCBI's taxonomy places the organism in Eukaryota, Metazoa, Cnidaria, Anthozoa, Scleractinia, Pocilloporidae. Gene Ontology annotation, molecular function: glycosyltransferase activity.
GGCCGGAAUUCAGCACAACUUUUCCCUCACCGCGAGCACCUGAAGAAACAGAUCCAAGUAUUUGCUCAAGCGAAGUUUUGAAAGUCACAAUCUUGGCAGACGAGUGGAAGUCACUGAAAGGUGGAUUAUCGACUUUGAACAGGGAACUAGCCAUUCAUCUAGCAAAACGUCCCGAGGUUCGAGUCACUAUCCUUGUCCCUCACUGUGCAAGUGGAGAGGAAGAAAAAGCAGCAGCUGCGGAACACUGUAUUACUAUUAUUAGGGCCAAGAAACUUAUUGCAUGCCCUUCCCUUGUAGAAUUGUUUUUUCCACCGAAAGACCUUCGAAUUGAUGUAGUAAUUGGUCAUGGCGUGAAGCUUGGUCAACAAGCUCAGAUUAUUAAAGAAUCUCAUGACUGAAAGUGGGUUCAAGUGGUUCACACUGCUCCGGAUGAACUUGGUAUGCACAAAGACUAUCCGAAAGCUGUCGCACAAAGUGAAGAAAAGAACCAGCGUGAGGUUAGUCUUUGUGUAAUAGCUGACCUUGUCAUGCCAGUUGGGCCUAAAUUGAAUAGUUUCUACUCCACCCAUCUACGAUCUUUCCACAAAGACCAAGAUGUUGUGGAAUUUACACCGGGAAUCAUGGGAGAUCUAACUGAUGUAAAGCAGUCACCAAACGAGAAUGACGAGUUUCAGGUCCUCAUGUUUGGGCGUGGUGAUGACGAGGACUUCAAAUUAAAAGGUUACGAUAUUGCGGCUAAGGCGUUUGCAAGUCCUGAGCUGAAAAACGAUUCGUAUCAUCUCACAUUUGUUGGAGCGGCUCCAGAAAAGCAAGACGAAUUUGCAGCGAAGAUUCUCAAACAUGGCAUUUCUAAAAACCAACUGUCUGUCAAAGAAUAUGUCAAGGACAGAAAUAUAUUAAAACAGCUGUUUCGUCGUGUGGAUCUGGUUAUCAUGCCCUCAAGAACAG